Molecule: messenger RNA, 948 nt
Organism: Cicer arietinum (chickpea)
Lineage: Eukaryota; Viridiplantae; Streptophyta; Magnoliopsida; Fabales; Fabaceae
Source: RefSeq, a predicted model, not a curated record
AUGUCAGGUACACUUUAUUUCUUACACAAUUUUUUAUCUUUUGAACUUGUUUCUACUUCCCAUAAAUCAUUUCUUAUGUUUCUUUCUGUUAAUCUUGAACCUUAUACGUAUAAACAAGCUAUUAAGUAUGAUUGUUGGAAACAUGCCAUGGAUCAAGAAAUACUUGCUCUUGAAAUAAACAAAACAUGGAUUUUAACUGAGCUGCUUGAGGAUGACAUUGUUCUCACCUGUGAAGAUUUAAAGGAAAUCAAUCAUGUUAAAAGCUUUCUUCAUUUUGCAUUACAAAUUGAGGACCUUGGCUCCCUCAAAUUUUUUCUUGGCCUAGAAGUUGCACAAUCUUCGAAAGGUAUAUCUCUAAAUCAAAGAAAAUAUGCGUUAGAUCUCUUGAAUGAUAUGGGCCUGUUGAACUGCAAACCAGCCUCUAGUAUCAUGCUUCCCAAUCUCAAGCUUCAAAAAGAUGAUGGAAAUCCAUAUUCGGAUCCAAAGCUCUAUAGACGUAUUAUUGGUCGCCUUCUUUACCUUACUAAUACACAACCAUAUCUUUCUUUCUCUGUCAAUAAACUCAGUCAAUUUGUUUCAAAUCCCAUGCACUCUCACUUCGUUGCUACUACCCGUGUCUUGCACUACAUCAAAAGUUGUCCUGGUAAAGGACUUUUCUUUUCAUCCUCUUCCAGUUUACAACUUUUUGCUUUCUCAGAUAGUGACAGGGCAACAUGCCCUGAUUCAAGAAAAUCCAUCAUUGGCUUUAACUUUUUUCUUGGCUCCUCCCUCGUUUCUUGGAAAUCAAAGAAACAAACUGUGAUUUAUCGCUCUUCCUCCGAAGCAGAAUAUCGAGCUCUUGCACAUACAACUUGUGAAAUACAAUGGAUUCUCUACAUUCUCAAGGAUCUUCAUAUUCAUGUCCAUACUCCUGUCUCAAUUUACUGUGAUAGCAAAUCAACAAUCUAA